AGAGGAAAGAAAAAAAAACCAGCCACAGCAGAGCUUCAGCUGCCGGCAAAGGUUGGCUUGCCACCUGGGGGAACUGGGGCAGGAACUGCAGCCGCUGCCCAGGAGGUGCCAAGAGGCCCUCGGUGCCCAGCCAGGGAGGUGCCUGCUACAGAGAGACCCACAGUCAGCUACCAGCACGCAGGACAAGCCCUCCUGGGUCAGGAGCCAUGGCGUGGCCCGCUCCCUGCUGGCUGUGCGUGCUGGGGGCACUGGCAAGCCUUUCAGCAACAACAGCCCUGGACGGCUGUCCAGAGGGACAAUACCGGGCCCAAGGACAACAGUGCUGCCGGAUGUGUGAGCCAGGCACGUUCUUGGUGAAGGACUGUGAGGAACACACACAGGCCACGCAAUGUAAGCCAUGCAUCCCCGGGGUCUCCUUCUCUCCGGACCACCACAGCCGGCCCCACUGUGAGAGCUGCCGCCACUGCAACUCUGGUCUUCUCAUCCAUAACUGCACCAUCACCACCAAUGCCAAGUGCACCUGCCCCAGUGGCUGGCAGUGCAGGGACAAAGAGUGCACUGAGUGUGAUCCUCCCACACACGGCUCACUGACCACCCAGCCUUCUCGGGACCCAGGCCCACAACAGACCACUCACUUACCUUACGCCGAAAGGACGCCAGAGGCCAGGGUAGACAGGCCUGGGCAGACUCCAGCUGACCUCCGGCAGCUGCCUGCUCCAGAUGUUCCAAGCCACCAGCCAGCACACAGGUCCCCUUGCAGUUCAGACUGCGUUCACAUUGCUGUCAUCUUCUCCGGAAUGUUUCUUGUUUUCACCGUGGGUGCAACCCUGCUUCUCCAUCAACAGAGAAAAUACGGUUCAAACAAAGGAGAGGGCGCAGUGGUACCUGCCGAGCCUGGAACCUACAGCUGCCCCAGGGAGGAGGAGGGCAGUGCCAUCCCUAUCCAAGAGGAUUACCGGAAACCAGAGCCUGCUUAUUACCCCUGAGCCUGCACUGGGGUGCAGGUGGGUGGCAAGAGGGGACAUGAGGGGGGCAGUAGGCUGCUCAUCACUGCAAGGAAACCCUCACCCCCACCCCACCACCACA
Messenger RNA from Ochotona curzoniae (black-lipped pika), 1086 nucleotides. It is a transcript of the gene CD27, whose product is annotated as CD27 molecule. Lineage: Eukaryota; Metazoa; Chordata; Mammalia; Lagomorpha; Ochotonidae. The transcript has 6 exons. Gene Ontology annotation, molecular function: protein binding; transmembrane signaling receptor activity. The record is from RefSeq and is a predicted model, not a curated record. The coding region runs from base 207 to 986 and encodes 259 amino acids. Gene Ontology annotation, biological process: positive regulation of T cell differentiation; positive regulation of B cell differentiation; negative regulation of apoptotic process. Gene Ontology annotation, cellular component: external side of plasma membrane.